Echinococcus granulosus is the source of this 5670-nucleotide messenger RNA. RefSeq names its product Niemann-Pick C1 protein. Gene Ontology annotation, molecular function: nucleobase-containing compound kinase activity; ATP binding. The transcript is spliced from 30 exons. NCBI's taxonomy places the organism in Eukaryota, Metazoa, Platyhelminthes, Cestoda, Cyclophyllidea, Taeniidae. The coding region runs from base 1 to 5670 and encodes 1889 amino acids. Gene Ontology annotation, biological process: nucleobase-containing compound metabolic process. Gene Ontology annotation, cellular component: membrane. The record is from RefSeq and is a predicted model, not a curated record.
AUGAUUCACUUAUCUGCCGGCGAACUUUUGCGGAAGGAAAUGAAUUCGCCGAAUUCAAAGGUCGCGGCUGAAAUCGAGUCGUACAUGAAGGCGGGCACAAUAGUUCCUGUUGCCAUCACCUGUUCUCUCCUUCAUAAAGCUAUGUUAGAAGGCUACAGCAGCCAGAAGUGUGUCAACUACCUAGUGGACGGUUUCCCUCGCAAUGAAGACAAUAAAUCGGGAUGGGAGGCCUCCAUGAGUGAUAAGACUAAAGUCCUUCAAGUCGUUGUCCUCGAUUGUCCAGAUAACGUUUGCAUUGACCGAUGUCUUCGGCGUGGCUCCGGUCGAAUUGAUGAUAACGAAAAGACACUGAAAAAUAGCGGUAUUGGUAAAAAUCGUGUUUUACAGCCCUCACAUUUUAACGUGUUCACUACCGUCACAUCCGCCCUCGAUCCACCCCAGCCAUCUGCGGCGCAACCUAGCCACCGAAGCUGCAGAAGGUACGAGGGCAUCGACCACGUCCAUGGCAGUGACGGUCUUGCGUUUCGCGUGUUCAUUGUGUGUGUGUGUGACAGCGCUGUGCAAGACCAUGAACACGCCGCGGGUCUCCUUGUGGAUGAGCUUAGCGAUGUAUUUCACGCCAUUACGGCGUACCAGACAUCACUCGUGCAAUUCAAGACCGAGGGACUGCCAGUGAUCGAGUACUACACGCAAAAGGGGCUAGUGACCCACAUCGAUGGUAGUAAAUCGAAGGAGGAGGUCAUUGACGAGGUCAAGGCUGCUCUCAAUCCAAUCUGUUGGGUUUCUCUUUUUGUGGAGGGUCUUCUUCCGGGUUGUCUAGGUUCUCAGCGUGGCGACGUUGGGUCAAGUGCCGGCCGGUCAUCGAUGUUCGAGGGGGGUGGGAGGCUGGUGUCUUGGAUGACGAUUCGAGGAAGUAUCCGGGUAUGCGUUAGGGUGGGUCUCCUCUUGUUUGUCGUUAUCUUUGCACUAGCCUGUAGUUGUUCCAUUUCGGGUAUCAAGGUGAUCAAGUGCCAGCAUCAGAUGCGACAUCGAGCAUUGGAGAUGCGACUUGCUUUCAUGCAUAUUUGUAUUCUUAUACUCUUUCUGGUCUAUCGGUCUAAUGCGGACUGUGUGAUGUUCGGCAUGUGCAACAGCGAACAAUAUUGCCUUGUUAACCAACCACCCGUGUCUGUUCCGGGUAGCACUCUGAAGAAGGUUUGCGGUAUUGACAGCCCCGAUCAAUGCUGCGAUCGAAAACAGUUGAGCGGUUUGGAUGACAAUUUGCUCAUGCUUGGAUUCCUUGUCGGAGACGCAGAUGACAUGACCUGCUACAAUGGAUUGCGGAAGAUCUUCUGUGACAUGACCUGUAGCCCCCACCAGUCGGAGCUUGUUAAGGUCACUGGUCAUAGUGCCGCCGACGGAGCGGUCACAUCAGUCGAUUUUCCUCUCUCACGCGGUAAAGCUCAGGUCAUCUUCGAUGCCUGUGCGGCCAUUGAAGGCGGAUUUACGGGCAGACCAAUCGAAACGAUUUGCCAAACCGAUAACAGUGACUGCGACAUGGAAACCUUUUUCCGCAUACUUGGACUUCCUAAGUCGAGUGGGGGUGAUUCACCCUACAACAUCAACUUCGUCUUCACCGAUGACUUUGCUGACGGCAAUUCCACAACACUGACGCCGAAUCUUCUGCCUGUGAAUGAGGUCGGGGAACCUGCUAUUAGUGAUGGUUUGACCACAGAGGACGAGGUUGGUGGAGGGGCGGCAGGAAUGGUAGGCAAAUCAGAGGAGACGCUGGAGGACAUGGCCCUUCCCCAACGCCUGUUCAAACGUCCAAUGUGGCUGGCGAUGCUAUUGACCUUUUUGGGUUUAACCCUUCUCUUUCUCCUGGGGUUAGUCAUUCGAUGGUGUGUGAAUCGUCAUUCAGAGGACAACACUGUGGCUGGCUCCUAUUCACCCCCCAUUAGCUGCUACUCCAAGGUUGGGGCUACCAUCCAAUUUGGAUCUACAUGGUUAUUCGCUCGCCAAGGAGCUCUAGUGGCUCGAUUUCCACGAGUGACCCUCCUCCUAACCACCAUUUUACUGGCAGUCGCGUGUUGCGGUUUCCUGCGUUUCCGAGUGACCACAGACCCGGUCGAGCUCUGGAGCGAUCCCAAUUCUCGAGCUCGUCUUGAGAAGGCCUACUUCGAUGGACACUUUGGGCCGUUCUACAGGACGGAGCAGAUUAUCAUGCGUCCCGUGAAUGCAACACCCUACGUGCGAAAUGAUCGCACCUUUGGAACCGUCUUUGAUAAGGACUUUCUGAAAUCGGUGCUUGAUCUUCAAACCAAAGUUACCCGAGUGCGAGCCUUUAGUGAAGCGUUGGGGCGCGAGGUGGCGCUGAAUGAUAUUUGCCAUAAACCGCUGGAACCCGCUUCGCAGGAGUGUGGUGUCUUUAGUCCAUUGGAGUACUUCCAGAGCAAUGCAACGUUGCUGGAUGCUGUGGUAGAGGGGAAAGACUACCUGGACCACCUCGUGUUCUGCACCAAACUCAUAAUCGCGGACAAGGGACCUCUGAGUGGGUGUCGUGGACGUGCCGGUGCUCCAAUGUUUGGGAACGUUGUCUUCGGUGGCAUUGAAGACAACGACUACAUGCAGUCGACAGCAGUGGUGAUGACAAUUUUGGUACGGAACUCCGUCGACCACGAUUCGCCGACGGUGUUGAUGGCCAAGGCCUGGGAAAGCGAGUUCAUUCGUACGGUUCUCAAUUGGCGUGCUGCCCAUCCCGAGGUUGUAGUCAGUUUUGCUGCUGAGCGCUCGGUCGAGGACGAAAUUGUUCGGCAAUCUCACUCGGACAUCUCCACUAUUGUCAUCAGUUACACUAUUAUGGUAGUGUACGUCAGCAUUUGCCUUGGCAACUAUCGUGGACUUCAAACGUGUCUCAUCGACCUGAAAAUCUCACUCAGCAUCGGUGGCGUGUCGAUUGUCCUUGCCUCCGUUUUCUCCUCCAUCGGUCUUUGGUCCUACCUCGGUGUGCCCGCCACCCUCAUCAUCAUUGAGGUCAUUCCCUUCCUCGUCCUGGCUGUCGGUGUGGACAACAUCUUCAUCAUGGUGCAGGACUUUCUCAUGCAUGAACAGGAGGAAGUGGACGACGAUGAGGAUGAAGAUGAUGCCUUCGGAAGUCAGGAGAGCAUUGCAAACGGUGCCGACGAUGUUGUGGAAGAGGGUGUGGCGAGUUCUGGUGGUGGUUGUGUCGGUGGUGGCGUUGGUGGAUGUGUUGGUGGAAAGGUGAGAAGACAACGGUGUCGGCGACGACGACGACGACAAGAUGAUGGUGUGGACAACGGUGAGGUGGGAAAACGUCUUGCUGGUCGCGCACCUGUGGAGGCACGCAUUGCCAAGACUAUGGGCCGUGUGGGUCCAUCCAUGUUCCUCUCAAGUCUGGCAGAAUCUGUCGCUUUCUUCUGUGGUGCUAUGACAGACAUGCCUGCUGUUCGUGUGUUCGCCCUCUACGCCGGUGUAGCCAUUGUUAUCAACUUUGUCCUACAAAUCUUCGCCUUCACGGCCCUCCUCACUCUAGACGCGAGGCGCUUGGAGAGUUCCGCCUUCCUUUCAAAUGGGUCCGUCAACCGCGCCACCACAGCGAUUACAGUGAAUGCGAGUCUGAAGACAGGUAGCGAAAGGUUUGGAGAUGGCGUUGGGGCUCCUCUUGAAGCCGUAGCAUAUGAAAGCCUUGAUUUGGCUUUAAUACGGUCACAUUUGGAUGAGGGAAAGACGGAUUGGAUGGAUGGACGCGCGGGCGGGCGGGCGGGCCGGCGGUUAGAUGAAUGGAUGAGGGAAGAGGCGGAUGGAUGGGCCAACCGACUGGACCUCUGCUGUUGUGUGGAGAUGGUGAUGCCAAGUGAAAGUCUCACGGACGAGGAGGAUUCGAUGCCGGAGACCGAAAACCUAGGAAAACGGCGCAAAAACAAAAGAAAGAGCGACCGACCCUGGCUGUACCGCUUCGUGGCACACGUGCUGGCGCCUUUCAUCCUCUCCAAGUGGGUGCGGGCCCUCCUCUUCAUCCUCUUCCUGGGUUGGAUAUGCUUCUGCAUUGCCAUAAUCCCUGGUGGUAUUCACAUCGGGCUGGACCAGAAGCUGUCCAUGUCGUUGGACUCCUACGUGCUGGAGUACUUUGAAGCCACAUCCGGCCUGCUGGCGGUGGGACCGCCAGUUUACUUUGUCGUCACUGAGGGCCACAGCUUCGAUUCGGUCCAUGGACAGAACCAGAUCUGCUCGCGACCCGGUUGUGAUGAGGAUUCACUUGUGAAUACACUGAAACAGAGCAUUGCCAGCAAGGAAUACUGCAUCUCAAAUCCCUUGAUGUCCUGGGUGGAUGACUACAGGAUGUGGAGCACGCACCUUUCCUGCUGCGGAGUCCACAAAACCGAAGGUGGCCUGACCUUCUGUGACUCGGCUCGUGAGCAGAACUGCGAUUACUGUCCUACCAUCAAUGGUGCCCUCUCUGGAAAACCCUUCAAUCAACUUCUGCCCAACUUCCUUGCUCGUGUGCCCAGCAUCAAUUGCCCUUAUGGUGGCAAAGCGCAGCAUGGUUCUGCAGUGGUUCUCGCUGCAUCCCAUCCUCACUCCAAUUUCACCGCCACUUCCACGCAGCAGUUACGUGUGCUAACCUCCCAUUUCGCCGCCCAUCACAGCAUUCUGCGCACCACAGAAGACUUCAUUGAGGCCAUCCGAAAGGCCCGUGAAAUCUCCGACAUCUUUGGACCUCGAUGGGCCAAUGAGUCGUCGAUGGCGAUAGAAACCACACCGAUGUUCUCUAAACUCACCUCCAAGCCGCGUGGACCACAGCCCAACUCGGUUUUCCCUUAUAGCGUAUUCUACGUGUUCUACGAGCAGUAUCUGAACAUCAUCCACGAGACCAUGGUUCAGAUGUCCAUGGGUCUGAGUGCAGUCUCCGUGAUUACUUGGGUAAUGCUGGGUCUUGAUUUCAUCGCCACGCUGAAUGUUGUGGUGGGAGUGGCGUCCAUUGCGCUCUCAGUGACUGCCAUGAUGGUGCUAUGGGACAUCUCACUGAAUGCCAUCUCACUGGUCAAUCUUGUGGUGUGCAUUGGAAUCUCAGUGGAAUUUUGCGCGCACAUUGUCCGUUCCUUCGCCAUCAGCACCAAGGCGACCCGUGUGGAGCGAGCAUUGGAUGCGCUUUCAGAGAUGGGCAGCUCGGUUCUGCGAGGCAUCACACUGACCAAGUUUGGUGGUAUCGUGGUGCUGGGCUUCGCCAAGUCGCGUCUAUUUCAAGUCUUCUACUUCCGCAUGUACCUGUGCAUGGUCCUCUUCGGUGCUGUAGUUGGCAUCAUAUUCCUACCCGUUCAACUUAGCUACUUCGGUGAGUUGGAAGUGGCAGCCUUUUCUGGCAGUGAUGAACUUAUUACCAACGCGCACAGAGGACAGCAAGACACUGUUGAACAGGAGGUGGCACCUCUGGUACUGUGUGGUGGGACCACAGCUGAAUCGCGCGAUGCUGUACAAGCAAAAGCGACCAGUCGCUGGGAGCAUAAGGAAGAGCUCCCACCGAGGUCAAUACCACACCUAGCCUCCACCACCACUGCUACUGUCGCUGACUCCCUCACCCUAUCGACGUCUUCCAAGCCACCGCUUCCAUUUCGUGCUCUCGUCGAUCUUUCUCCUCCCUCCUCCACGUCUUAUCGAUCUCCGCUCUUUUAA